UGGGGUGAAUGGACAGAGGUGAGAGAAAAGAAAGAAAAGCAUUGGGACACAACAAAUAAACACAGGUUAAUGUGGCAUCUGACGACUCAUCAGAAACGUAGAGUGCUGGAGAAAACUACAGGGAGAGAGAGAGGACAAUCUACAGCCCAGAGGAGAUGCAGUUUUAAUGGCAUCGAGAGGGGGCAUAGAAAAAUAAAAAGCAUCAUGGGAGGACCCCCAUCCUAGGCCUAUUACUAAGGGAUGGUACACCUGAAUAUCCUAGAAUGGGCAUCCAAUAGUUUUUUUUUUUUUUAAAUGUAACCUUCUAAUAAUACCUUUAAGUAUAAAUAAUACCUUAAGAGCUUUAAGUCUAAACGACAAUGACAAACAGUGGCAGCAGAGCAUUGCUUAGAGAAAAUGCUUCCUAAUGGAGAAGCUUUUUGGGAGCCCAGUAGUGGUUGUAAAGUGACUUUGAGAUUGCUGUCAUCCUGGAAGUCAAGGGGAGGCAGGGUGACUAUGACCCAGGCAGGGAGGCAGAGCCUCGCAGGCUGGCUGGAGGAAGAUAAACAGACUGCUUUGUAUUGUUCUCCUGGUAUCACUGAGAACCUGUCAACCUGACGGAUUGAAGGCUGAACCUCCCAAAAUAGGCCUUGUGAGGCCAGGCUGCCUUUCCCUUCCACCCUGUUAUAAAUAACUCCUCUGUUUGUGUGUGUGUGCGCCUUGUGCUCAUGUUUGCGUGUGUUUUAGAGUGGGGGCAAGAAAUAAAAGAGAGAAUGUGAGCAAAGAGGAGAGAAAUGUGAACACUUGCCAAGGCAGUCUGAGAAAGUGUAGCCACUGAAAACAAGAUCUGUGAGGCUUAAUGCCAAACAGUGACAGGGACCCUGUGGUCAAGACCCUCCAGUGACCUCUUUUAAACACACACCGAUUUGAACUCUCUAACAUACUUGCAGUAAUAAGGUACUCUUUCUACCUCCAGUAUUUGCCCAUUCCUUUGUGUGUUUAAGUCAGUAAUGUUUGGAUAAGGCCUUGUAAAUUACCACCUGAGGGAAUAUCACUAGAUGGACAGGUGUGCCAGGGGUAGAUGUUUAUCGUGCACAUAUACAGAAGGGCAGCAUUAUUGCAUUAAUAAGAACACAGCCCGGCCUAGUGCAGCAGGGUGGGGAUUCAGUUGCUUGUGUACUGGGCCGAGCAACAAUCAAAAGAAAAAACAACUUUCUUGUCAAUGUGAGACAGCAGAAUAAAUUUCCAGGAAAUAUUUUACUUCAAGCCCCAAACCUCAGCCCACCCGCACUGUGUCUCCCUCUCUGUCUUUCUCUCUCUCUCUCACUCUUCUGUGUCCAAUAACUGCUCAGCUCAGUCCCAACUCUCCAAAAAGAGUUUCUGGGCAUGUUGCUCAUUAUUUGAUCUGGCCUCCCUCCUCACCCGUCAGCCAGUCUCUGCUCUAAUCCAACGUUGUGCACUUUGCUUCUUUCAUUUAGAUGUGUGCUUGGCUUUAGAUUUAUUUAAAAGUAAUGGAUGCUCCUGCUUGCACACACUCACGCCGAGCUGUCGACUGUGCUGGGGAAGUUGCCCUUGCAUAAGACACUCAGAUAACUCAGCACAGUAGUGUACAGUGUCAGCCAGGCUUCAGUCUGCUCCUAGGUAUGUCUGCAAUGCUCAAUACACUGCUGACCUGAUUUUCUACCCUGUUCUGAUCAGAGUCCUAAAGAGAAGAGGGAGCAAUGAGAGGCCAGAUAAAACGGUCUCUCUUCAGUCUAAAGUCUGUGUCUAUAAAGGCACUGGGCUUAUUGUUCUAGGCAACCUGUUGAAUUGCUCUCAGGAGGGAGGAGUUUAUGGGUUCGGGGAGAAGUCACAGGUCAUGUUGACUCUCGGGCCAGUUUAGUAAGCAAUGGCAAUAAACCAACUGCUUGGUAAAUUUACAAAUAUUUACCAAUACUAUUCUCCUCCUGCAGCAGCUAAAUGUGUGCAUUUGUAUGAGGAGAAGUGAAGAAAGAAAAGGCUGAGGAGGCUAGCAUCAGUUUUGAAUUUGCUUGUGUGACUUUGUGCCAGCCCAUGUGGAAGACGCCCAGGCUCUGAUAUCCCACACUGCUGGGUGUGUUUCUCAAAUCUUACAGGACUUAAAAAACCCAAGAACAGGGCAGAGUUAGAAAUCAAGGGGCUAUAAAGAAAAACUGACAGAAAACAGACUUCUGAGAUGUUAGUUAGCCUUUCAAAUCUGACAACUAAUUGCUGUGAGAAGUGAUUUAUUUUUGUUUAUGUAACAGAAAAUACACCAUUCAGUGUGAAAGAAAAUUAAAAAUAAUUGCAGUCAUUUAUCACUGAUCAAGAUCAAGUAAUUAAAAACAACAUCACUUCUUUUCCAACUGUGCCAAAGCUAUAAUUGAUUCCACAGGAUCAAACAGUUUUUACAAGAUUUUCAUUGAGAAGUUCAGCCCUGUAAGAUCUACACAUCCUAGUACUGUAUGUCCAGUGUGUGAUGUACAAACUCUCCCUCCCUUUCCUUGACUCUGUGUGUACUGCAGAAAAUAGUGAAGCCUUAAGGAGAAAGAGGAGGAGGAGGCGACUUCAUGCUGUUUCAAGAUUCCUGCUUUUUUUGGAGAAACUUAAACCUGGCUUCAGGAAGGAGACACGGACUGGCUCUGUGUGCUGUGGGGCUGUGUGGUGCUCAUGACGUCCUUGACCAAGGCUGCCAAAAGGAAGGCGACCAACCGAAGGUCCAGACAGGUGUUUGAGGCAGAGCCUCUACAGGGGGUGUGGUCUGCCUGGGGGGAGUGGUCAGAAUGCUCUCAGACCUGUGGUGUUGGUGUCUCACAGAGGAGCAGGAAAUGUUUACCUCCUUCGCCACCACAGACCCCUAGCUGGGCAGGGUAUCUUCCCGGGGGCAUCAGAGAUCCUGUCAUUUCACCGGUGCAUCCCUACCACCCUUCUCGUUACCCUGGGCAACACCUGCCUUAUCAGCCCCUGCCCACCUCCACUAAUCAAAACCCAGGACUGCCUCUGUAUCGGAAUACCCCUGUUGGCGAAGGAUCUCCCAUGCCUGCACAGGCUAAUCCGUCAUCUCCUUUCUAUCAGUCUGAAUUAUCUCCAGCUAAUCAAGAUCUCGUGUCUGGUUAUCGCUCGCCCUUUCACACUCCUUCACACAGCUACAGCCAACCAGCACGAAUCAUCAGGAGACCAGCCAAUCCCGGGGCAGCAAGGGCCGGCGGAGCUGGGAGCAGAAGGUCGGUGUCCACUAAUCAGGGGGGUUUGCCAGUGAGAAGGUCUUCCAUUCGUCCGGGUCAGUUUGGAUAUGGCAGAGUUCCCUUUUCUUUACCUCUGCACCGCCCAAACCGCCAGGCUCGCCACACUGUUAAUGGUACUGGCGCUGCAACACCAGUACCUGGCCUAGCUGUCCAUAAAGAUAACUUGGAUAACAACAGGAGAGAGGAAGAGGAAAGGGAAAGUGAUGGAGAAGAAAGGGGGGCAGGGACUGGAGGGGAGGAGGAGGAGAAGCACGAAGACCGGGAGGGCACAGAGUCACCUACUGCUGAGGAGGUCCCCACAGUGACCACCACGACUGGCAGCCCAUAUCACCAUGACAGACCGUCACACACCCACAUACAUCAUGGAAGAGGAAGAGAGCAAGUCCCAUCCUCCUACUCCUUCUCACGCGCUUUACCACCUCCUCCCGUUUCUCCUCACUUGCACCCAAACUCCCUUCCUGUCACUUCAUGGUUCUCCUCCCCUCUCCACCACUCCCUCCCCCUGCACAGAGACAGGGGGCUCCACCCAGGCUUUGGCGUCCAAGCCCCACCCGCCAGCAACAUCUACCCUCUACAGCACCCCCACAUGCCACACCUGGGAGUUGAAUCCAGCAGGGAUGGAGGAAGAGCAGCUCCACGAGUCUACAAGUGCUCUGGGCCGGAGAAGCAGCACCGCAGGUGCUUCUCACAGGUUUGUGGAGGAGGUGCUCUGGACUCAAGAGCAGAGCAGUGUGCAGCCUUUAACACCCAGGAGUUUAUGGGUCGCCUCUACGACUGGGAACCUUUCACUGAGGUUGGUGUGGACAAGCAGUGUGAGCUGACCUGCAGACCAGCAGGCUAUCGCUUCUACGUCCGUCAGGCCGAACGCGUCCGAGAUGGGACCCCCUGCUUCAAUGUUAACGCCAGUGACGUGUGUGUGGAAGGACGAUGUCUGACUGAGGGUUGCGACGGGGUACUGGGCUCUGGCUCUACAGUUGACAAGUGCGGAGUGUGUGGUGGGCAGGAGACGACCUGUCGAAAGGUGACAGGAAGUUUCCAAAAUGUCACGGUUCCCCUUGGUUACCAGAAGAUCCUGGAAAUACCGCCUGGAGCCACAUUCAUUAACAUUACGGAGAGACGAGCAAGCCCUAACUACCUGGCCAUGAGGAGUGGCACUGGGGCAUCAGUGGUGAACGGGCGUUGGGCUGUGGACCCUCCAGGGGUGUACCAGGCAGGGGGGACUACUUUCACCUACAUGCCAACCAGAACGCAAGCAGAGGGGGAGGAAGGGAAAGGAGAGUCCCUUACGGCCCCAGGACCGACCACCACACAGCUACUACUAUAUAUAAUAUUCUACAAGGACAACCCUGGCAUCGACUAUGAGUUUUAUAUCCCCGUGGAGAAGAAGGAGGGAGAGAGGGAGUGGCUGAUAGAGAGAGAGAGGGAGCCACCCAGAGAGAGGCCAAGGGAGCGAGAGCCAGCGAGGGCACCCCUUCGCAGUCCUCUCACUGUGUCAGUAGAACACCCACCUCCUGGUUCUCCUCCUGUUGUGGUCCCUUCUUUCCCUUCUUCCUCCUCCUCCUACUCUAUGUUUUCUCCCUCAUCCUCAGACCGAUGGACACCUGAGAGGUUACAUCCUCAAGGAUCUGCACCAAAUAGGAACAUUCGGAUCCCCCCUCGCACUGACCUGCCACUGGACACACAACCACCGUUUGUUUGGAGGACGGGUGGACUCACAGAGUGUUCUGCUUCCUGUGGCCAAGGUUCUCAACACAGAGUCAUUCUGUGUAUAAACCGCCACACAGAUGAGGAAGUCCCGGAGAGGCAAUGUGACUCUGCAGCCAGACCUGUCCCUGAGGAGGAGCCUUGCAAUACGCAACCCUGUCCACCAUUCUGGGAGGCCAGUGAGUGGUCAGAGUGCAGUGUGUCCUGUGGCCCUGGUGUGCAGCAGAGGCAGCUCCAGUGCAGGCAGAGCUUUGGGCAGCGCUCCACCAUGGUCCACCCGCAGCGCUGUGCCCACCUCACCCCACCAGAGUCUACACAGCCCUGCGAGCUCAGUCUGUGCUCCCACUGGGAGGUCAGCUCCGACUGGAGCACGUGCUCAGUGGACUGUGGAGUAGGGAGGAGGACAAGGAGUGUGCGCUGCGUCAGUGAUCAAGGAAGCAUAGUGAACGACAAGGAGUGCAACUCCAGGCUCCGUCCCCAAGGGACUGAAGAGUGCAACAUGGGGCCCUGUGUAACCAACUGGUACUUCACUGACUGGUCCAGCACUUGUUCGGCACAGUGUGGCCCCGGGGUGCAGAGGAGGGAGGUGGUGUGUCUGACUCGAGGAGGGGUCAGGGAGGGUGGAGGAGGGGAAUGUGUUGGGGAAAAACCAGCAGAGAUGAAGGCCUGUAAUGGGGGCCCCUGUGUGCCAACAGCCAUGUGGUACAGCAGCCCCUGGACACAGUGCAAUGUCCCGUGUGGGAAUGGGACUCAGCGACGAGACAUUAUUUGUGUCCAGAAGAUGGGAAAUGAUGUUGCGGUUGUAUCAGCCAAUGAAUGUGCACAUCUGGACAAGCCUGCUGCAGUCCAGGAGUGCGAGACGGGAGAGUGUCAGCCGCAGUGGUUCACUACAGAGUGGAGCUCGUGCUCACGUUCCUGUGGAAAAGGCUUACAGAUGAGGGAGGUGCGGUGUCUAAUGCCGGACAAAAAGCACAGCCACGAAUGUGACUCCAACACCAAACCUGAACAGGAGCAAAUGUGCAACAUAUUACCCUGCGGUCCACAAGUCUCAGAUGAAAACUGCCGGGAUAGACGCCAUAACUGUGUGAUGGUGGUGCAGGCCAGGCUGUGCGUCUACUCCUACUACAAGACUGCCUGCUGUGCCUCGUGUACCCAGAGUGCUCAGCGUGCCAAGAGGCACUGACCUGCCAAUCACAGACAGCCCAGGUGUGCUAGAAGUCAAGUAUUAGGUCAAUAGGGUUGAUCGCCCCUGAAAAGGCAAGUCUGUAGAAAUGAGCAGCUCAGAGUAGACGUGAAGGCUUUGACAUUCAACUGUUUGUUCCUGAUUCUUCAGAUCAUACACUGUGAAAGCAGCCACUUCUUUUUACCAGUUCUCUGCAUUUUAUAUCGGGUUUUAUAUUGUCUCUUAGAACCACAUAUUCCACUAAGAUUGUUUCUGUUUAUGUUGUACAUCGGUUUUAGCAGGUUCAUGUAUCACACAGGGCUGAAGGAGGCAUUUCCACUCUUGGAGGCUCAUUUCUAUGGCUGAGAGACUGUACAAAAGGUGCUCACUGAGGACACAGCUGUGUUUCAACAGCCUUUUCUGAGAUUCCUUUUAAUCUACAGGAUCUUAAGACAGAUUUAGUCCAACAUGUAUACCACUAAUUAUGUGCUGAACAAAUAAUUACCAUGUGUGCUAGAUAAACUGUGUAGACAGUAGAUCUGUGCGUUGCUGAAGAUCUACUGGAAUAGAUCUGCUGUGUUUCUGUACACUACAGAAACUCCCCACUGAACCACAGUGGCGACCCCCAACUAAGCUAUAAUGAUUUUAUUUACAUAUCAUAUGUUUAUUUUCUUAUUGCCAAAAAUAUAUUCCUCUAGUGUCCUUGUAUUGUUCAGUUCAGUAUUUGGACAGAUGAACCAAAGGAGUAGGGUGACCAUGGCAGUAAGUGACCAAAUAAAAUACGUCAGUGCAGGAGGGGCAUUAAGCAUGGAUGUUAAAAAGGCAGCAUAGACUCUGUACAGUCUUUUAGUGUAUUUGUCUCAGUAUACAGAUGGGUGACAAUGGAAAGACACUGUACACUGUAGGUCUUUUUAAAGACAGCUGUUAAUUGCAUUAGUGUUAAAAUCCUCUGCAAAGGUGUGAAGACUCUAUUAUGUUUUUUACAAAAUAAAAAUGAUGCUGCUCACUAAAUUAACAGGCAUGAUUUGUAAAUUGAAAAAAGAAAGACAUAGUCCUGGUUGUUCAGUACUUUUCUUCUUGUCAACACAAUACUAAAACCAACAAGGCUUUAGUCUAUUUCUUAAUAUUUUCAGACUUCCCAGCACAUGUCUGUGACACUCAGUCUCAGCCUAUUCAGGCUACUGAUGAUGUAAAUCUUUAGAUUUUGGUCACAGUUAUAUAGUUUCAUUAAAGAAAGACGAUAAUUUUAUGAAACACGUGAGCGCUGUAGGUUUUAGUAAGUGUUACUCAAACAGGAGUAAAUAGUAAAUUUAGUAAGGACUUUUUUUCAGCUGUGGAUUAACACAUUAUUUAUGACACCAGGACAACGUAUGAGGGAUUGUCUCAAAAUAAACUACAGUGCCCAUGUUCAUCUUAAUGAAGGAACAUGUCACCAGCAGAACAGUGUGGCUCACUGUUGUGUUUGUAAUCAUUUCUCAGAGCUCUGUGGCACAGGUGAAGAUGUUAGAAAAGACUUUGUCUAGUCAGCCAGUACAUGUUAGUUUCUAAUUGUUGUUAAUUUUGGUCUUUUCAUGGGACUUGUUGACAUUGAGAAGAAUAUAGAAUGUAGUUUUUUCCUGGAAUUUGAUGAUGCACAGUUUAGAAACUUAAAUUAACUCCUAAUUGAUUUAGAUAGAUUUUGUGUUUUUGUGUUGUGAUGAUGGCACCACGAUGAUCGGGCUGAUGUAUUUUUUUUAUAAAACACCUUUAUGUUCUCCUCUUUCCUCUCCUCAUCACAGUAUAUCCCUUUUGUGUGUGUGUGUAUUUAAUAUCACUGUUCUGGGAGGAGAUGGUAAAUCUGUCUUAUGAAAAUAAGCGAAGCCAGAAUUAGGAAACUCUUUGGAAACUGAGACGGCUACUGUCGCUUAAACAUCUUUUAACAAGUUUAAUUAUAUAGAUUAACUGCAACAAUUGGAACCAUUCUGCUUUGACCUGAAAGUAAAUAUUUGCAUUCUGACAUGGCAACCUCUAUAUUUACAGUAUGUGUAAGUAUUCUUUGAUGAUGAUCUUUCUUCCUUUCCUUGGUUUUACUUUGCCCUUUUCCCCACACCCAUAACUAUAGUCUGCCCGCGUCAGGGUGAGGAGGUGUCUGUAUAUUUGUCAGAUAUGUUUGAAUGUCUAUCUUUUCUUUUGAAAACAAUAAGCGCUUAUGUUUUAUAACUGAUUAGAGUUAUCAGAAAAGUUGUAGUAGACUGCUUUAUUCGCACAUAACUGUCAUAUAACGAUUGUAUUUUUUGCAUUUGACAAAAACAUUUUGUGAUUUUACUGUACUUAUGGUUUGUGGAUGUUUGUGCAUGUGAUGUGUGCGUAUGUGCAUGCAUGUAUGGAUGUGUGUUUUGUGAUUUUGCCUUUGAAUGGCUCAUUUCCGUCUCUAAUCCCUCAUAGUAAAAAUUGCAUUUUAUAUGAAACCAAGAAAAGGAUAGUAAUUUAUCUAUUAUCUAAAAACCAUGUAAUUUAUUUUGUGUUUUAAAAGGCUGUAGGAUUUGUGUGUGUGCGUGUGUGUUAUGUUUAUUAUCACUGAUACACAGACGAUUUUUAAAUCAAGAACAAAAGUGUGGAAAAAAUAUUAUGCCAAAGCUUCAUUUUAAAUAAAAGUGAAACCAGA
Molecule: messenger RNA, 8731 nt
Organism: Monopterus albus (swamp eel)
Lineage: Eukaryota; Metazoa; Chordata; Actinopteri; Synbranchiformes; Synbranchidae
Gene: adamtsl4
Product: ADAMTS-like 4
Exons: 17
Coding region: 2647-6108 (1153 amino acids)
Biological process (GO): extracellular matrix organization; proteolysis
Cellular component (GO): extracellular matrix
Molecular function (GO): metalloendopeptidase activity
Source: RefSeq, a predicted model, not a curated record